CCCGUUUGCUCUUUUCUCUGUCUCACUACCUCAUAUUCAGAGAAAAGCCUUGUUCUCGUUUCUCAAAUUUUGUCUCCGAAGUCUCACCUGGAAUAUGGACGAGAUUGAAUUGAAAACGGCACCUGUUGAUUUCCGAUUCCCGACAACAAAUCAGUCUAGACACUGUUUUACUCGCUACAUCGAGUUUCACCGAUGUGUUGCAUCCAAAGGUGAAGAAGCUGGUGAAUGUGACAAGUUCGCCAAAUAUUAUCGUUCCCUCUGCCCUGGUGAAUGGGUUGAUAAGUGGAAUGAACAGAGGGAGAGUGGAACUUUUGCUGGUCCUCUUUAAUCUUGCAAUUCCCAUCUAUUGAGUUUGCACCUCAAUAGGAACUUUAGAAGCAUCUCUAUUUGUUCUUUUUUUUAUUGAAUGGUAUGGAUUUAUUGAAGCUUUAAUAAUACAUCAUCGGAAAGGGCUUCGACUCCAUCAAGCCUUGUAUUACCUCACAUUUUCUUUUAUGAGAAUGAUAUGCUCUGAGCCUAGAGUUUCGGGGUCAGGCAGUACAUCAAAGAGUUUCAUUGAUUUCUGAUUGGUUUGUGCUGGAUCA
Molecule: messenger RNA, 584 nt
Organism: Papaver somniferum (opium poppy)
Lineage: Eukaryota; Viridiplantae; Streptophyta; Magnoliopsida; Ranunculales; Papaveraceae
Product: cytochrome c oxidase subunit 6b-2
Exons: 4
Coding region: 95-328 (77 amino acids)
Cellular component (GO): respiratory chain complex IV; mitochondrion
Source: RefSeq, a predicted model, not a curated record